Sporisorium graminicola is the source of this 519-nucleotide messenger RNA. RefSeq lists its product as uncharacterized. The transcript is spliced from 2 exons. The record is from RefSeq and is a predicted model, not a curated record. The coding region runs from base 1 to 519 and encodes 172 amino acids. Gene Ontology annotation, cellular component: endoplasmic reticulum; cytosol. Lineage: Eukaryota; Fungi; Basidiomycota; Ustilaginomycetes; Ustilaginales; Ustilaginaceae.
AUGUUCAACAGCAGAGCGUCGUCGAGCGCGGCAAUCAAGCGCCUCACCAUCGAGUACAAACAGCUUUCCACCGAUCCCAACACGCUCUUCCCUGCUGUUGGCCCCAUCUCGGAGGACAACUACCUGGAAUGGGAAGCUCUCGUGCCAGGGCCAGACGGCACACCUUUCGAGGGCGGCGUCUUCUCCGCUCGCCUCACUUUCCCGGCCUCGUAUCCCCUCGAGCCACCGACCAUGCGCUUUGAGCCCCCCAUCUUCCACCCAAACGUCUACUCUGACGGUCUUGUAUGCAUCUCGAUCCUCCACGCACCAGGCGAUGAUCCAAAUAUGUACGAGUCCUCCUCCGAACGCUGGUCGCCCGUUCAGUCGAUCGAAAAGAUCCUGCUUUCUGUGCUCAGCAUGCUCGCAGAGCCCAACGUCGAGAGCGGUGCCAAUAUCGAUGCUUGCAAAAUGUACAGAGACGACCGCGAAGGUUACGAAAAGAUCAUCCGCGAUUCUGUCAAGGAGCAGCUCGGUCUCUGA